This is a messenger RNA of Tribolium madens (black flour beetle), 3069 nucleotides long. RefSeq names its product glutamyl aminopeptidase-like. The transcript is spliced from 18 exons. The coding region runs from base 107 to 2986 and encodes 959 amino acids. The record is from RefSeq and is a predicted model, not a curated record. Gene Ontology annotation, biological process: proteolysis; peptide catabolic process. NCBI's taxonomy places the organism in Eukaryota, Metazoa, Arthropoda, Insecta, Coleoptera, Tenebrionidae. Gene Ontology annotation, molecular function: zinc ion binding; peptide binding; metalloaminopeptidase activity. Gene Ontology annotation, cellular component: cytoplasm.
GUCAGUUAUGUCAUGGCUAAAAGUGAGGUUAUGGUCUAUUGUUUUCGUCUGAAAAUUACUUAAAUUCAAUUAAAUUGAAUAAUCUUAAAUUGUUACAGUAAGAAUUAUGUCUAUUAGAAUAUUACAACAAUUGAGGCACAGUUAUUUGGCAUAUGGUGGAGUGCGCCCCAAAUUGAAUUGCGUGGAACUCAACAAUUAUUUGAGUCAAGCUACAACAGCAUUAGGAAUUUCGACUAUAGUACUAGGAAUUGAAAAUGCUGAUUUAAAAACAAAACUCGACGAAAACAUCACAACUACAUCAGGAGUUGUUACAAAAACAACUUCUUUAGUGACUGCUACAACAACAAAAAUUACAACAACAACAACAACAGAAACUCCUCCAGACAUGUCUAAAUAUCGCCUGCCAGGGAACGCCAUACCAACCAUUUACGACCUCUACCUUUAUCCUGACUUGAGAACAGGACUUUUCAAAGGACGAGUUACCGCUGAAACAAAUAUUGUUGAGACGACGAAUGAAGUUGCAAUGCAUAACAAUAAAUUAAAUGUGAGUCAAGUUUUGAUCAAUGAUCAACCAGGAACUUUUGAAUUGGAUAAAAAAUAUGAACUUCUCACUGUGAAAAAAUUAGACGGAACACAGUUUGUGAAGGGUAGUUCUGUUAACAUAACUGUUGAUUUUGAUGGGGAUAUGAAGAACCGAAUUGUGGGGUUGUACACGAGUUCGUACACGAAUCCAGCAGGACAACAAAGAUACAUGGCCACCUCAAAAUUCGAACCUACCUACGCUCGUCAAGCCUUCCCUUGUUUCGACGAACCCAACUUAAAAGCCAGUUACAAGGUUCAUCUUUUAAAACCCAACGAUCCUGAAUACAUAGCUUUAUCCAACAAUCCACAACAUAGUGAAGAAAUCGUUCCUGAAGGUGUUAUGGUACAUUUCAAUGAAACAGUACCAAUGUCCACUUAUCUAUCAUGUUUUAUCGUGUCAGAUUUUCAAUACACAAAUACAACGUUUCAAAACGGUGGAAACGAAGUUCCUUUCAGGGUCUAUGCAAGUCCGCAUCAAUUAGAGAAGACGACUUAUGCGGGAGAAGUUGGAAAACAAGUUAUAGAAUAUUAUAUAAAAUAUUUUGAUAUACCCUAUCCAUUACCAAAAUUAGACAUGGUAGCGAUUCCCGAUUUUGUAUCCGGUGCUAUGGAACACUGGGGUCUCGUGACCUAUCGAGAAACCGCUCUUUUAUACAACAAUAAAACACAUUCGGCCAGUAACAAACAAAGAGUAGCGGAAGUAGUAGCUCACGAACUUGCACAUAGCUGGUUUGGAAAUCUAGUCACGAUGGAUUGGUGGAAUAAUUUAUGGCUAAACGAAGGUUUUGCAACGUACAUUGCCGAUAAAGGAAUCGAACACAUCACACCGGAAUGGCAAAUGAUGGACCAAUUCCUCAUCAACACACUUCAUUCAAUUUUGUCACUCGACGCAACACAAGGGUCCCAUCCAAUCAUUCAAACAGUUGAAACUCCUGAUCAAAUCACUGAAGUGUUUGAUUCUGUUUCGUACAACAAAGGUGCAUCGGUAUUAAGAAUGUUAGAGUCAGUUGUUACACCAGCCACGUUCCAAAAAGGCGUAACUAAUUAUUUAAAGAAACAUGCAUAUGGUAAUGCUGUUACACAAGACUUGUGGGAUGAGAUACAAGAUGUGGUGGGUGAUACAUUAAAUGUUACCGAAUUUAUGAAUACCUUUACCGUACAAAUGGGUUAUCCGAUAUUAGAAGCCAAAGUCGAGGGGAACACUUAUACGUUCACACAGAAACGGUUUUUGAAGGAUUAUGAGACUGCAAACACACAGAAAAGCUCACCUUUGAACUACAAGUGGAGCGUUCCGGUGAAAUUUAUUACAGAUUUGGGAGAAUCGGAUCAAAUCCAUUGGUUUAAUUACAAAUCGGAUAGAUUGGUAAUUGAAAAACCAAUUAAUGCUAAAUGGAUCAAAUUUAACCCAAGUCAGAUCGGUUAUUACCGCGUUAACUAUGCAGAAAACGAUUGGAGAACACUUAUUGAAAACAUAGAGUCAUUGUCAAUCGCCGAUCGAACUCAUUUACUUGAAGAGAGUUUCAGUAUAGCACAAUCGGGCGAUUUAAGCUACGAAAUUCCUUUAACUAUGACAAAAUAUCUAGUUAAUGAAACUAAUUACAUCCCUUGGGGAGUCGCCUCUUCACAGUUGCAACAAAUCGCCAAAUAUUUGCAAAAUUCAAGACUGGAUUCCGAUUUUAAGACUUAUGUCACCAAUUUGUUGAAACCAGCUUAUGAGAAAUUGACUUGGGACGAUAGUGAUGACAGUGAAGGCCAUUUGGAGAAGUUGGCACGAGUGGUUGUUUUGAAUCUUGCCUGUGUUAUGGAUUACGAUGAGGCCUUAAAUGAGGCUAAAAGUAUUUUUGCACAAUGGAUUGAUGAUAAUUCGUUUGAGAUUUCGCCCAAUUUGAGAGCGGUUGUUUAUAAAUUUGGGAUGGUGACGGCUGAUGAAAUUACGUGGAAUAAAGUUUUUGAUCUUUUUGCGAACGAGUCUGAUGCGAAUGAAAAACUUAAAUUAAUGAAUGGUUUAGCCAAUGUGCGAAAUCCCUCACUUUUGACCAAAUUUAUUGAUUUAGCCAAAGAUGAAACUUAUGUCAGAAGUCAAGAUUACUUCACUUUGUUACAAUAUAUUUCAGGAAAUCCUGUUGGGACUCCAAUUAUUUGGGAUUAUGUCCGUGAAAAUUGGCCCUAUUUAGUGGAUCGGUUUACCCUGAACGACCGAUACUUGGGACGGUUGAUUCCAGCUAUAACUAACCGAUUUUCAACUAAUCUGAAAGUUGAUGAGAUGAAAUCCUUCUUUGCUAAAUACCCAGAAGCCGGUGCUGGUGCUGCCGCACGACAACAAGCGUUGGAAACUGUCGCAAAUAAUAUCAAAUGGUUGGAGAAAUAUAAAGGUGUUGUUGAAGACUGGAUCAAAUAUAUUUAAUUGUGCUACAAGGAACCUGUUGUAAAUUGCUCAAACUGUAUAUUUUUUUAAGAUUGUAAAGAAAUAUACUUGAAAAAAAAAGA